AUGUUCUCCAAGAAGCCGCACGGGGACGUGAAGAAGUCCACCCAGAAGGUGCUGGACACCAAGAAGGACGCGCUGACCCGCCUCAAGCACCUGCGCAUCGUCAUUGAGAAUGCAGAAUCCAUUGAUCUUAAACAGUUUUUUGACCAACAUUUUUCACAUAUAUAUUAUGUGUUUUUUGAGAAUUUUGUUACUAUUGAAGCUAGUCUUAAACAGAAAGGUCACAAGUCUCAAAGGGAGGAAUUGGAUGCUAUACUUUUUAUUUUUGAGAAAAUUUUGCAACUUCUUCCAGAAAGAAUUCAUCAGCGAUGGCAGUUUCAUAGUAUUGGAUUGAUUUUAAAGAAACUACUACACACAGGAAACUCCUUGAAGAUUAGGCGGGAAGGUGUUCGGCUUUUCUUGUUAUGGUUGCAAGCUCUUCAGAAUAACUGUAGCAAAGAACAGCUUUGGAUGUUUUCAUGCUUAAUCCCUGGAUUUUCAGCGCCGCAGUCUGAAUAUGGACCUCGAACUUUAGAUAAUCUCAUUAAUCCUCCACUCAACCUUCAAGAAACUCAAGUCACUAUAGAGGAAAUCACUCCACUUGUCCCCCCACAAUCAGGAGAUAAAGGACAAGAAGAUCUUACAAGCUAUUUUCUUGAAGCACUUUUAAAAUAUAUAGUAAUUCAGGUUAAAAGUUUAGAAUGGAAGAACAAAGAAAACCAAGAAAGAGGAUUUUCAUUUUUGUUUUCACAUUUUAAGAAAUAUUAUUUGCCUUAUAUUUUCCCAAACAUCUGUAAGGAGAAUAGUUUAUAUCACCCUGUACUUGAUAUCCCACAGAUGAGACCAAAGCCACAUUAUGUCAUGAUAAAGAAGGAUGCUGAAACCAAUGAGGCAAUCUAUUGUACAAAGGAGCCUUUCAUUAAGGCUCGUGUUAUUGUCAUUCGUUGGCUGGUUUCAUUCUGGCUGGAGCCAAAGCCGCAUACAGGACCUCAUAUUCCUGGGAUGGAAGGUGAAGUCUUGCCAAAAAAUAUUCAGAGAGCAGCUGCUAGUUUGGUAUCCAGAGAAGAAAACAAAAAUGAUAAUGCUGAUAAAGCAGAUAGAAGUACAGAACCUGAACAGUCUCAUUCCAACACAAGCACUCUCACGGAACGAGAACCUAGCUCUUCUAGUCUCUGUAGUAUUGAUGAAGAGCAUCUCACAGACAUUGAAAUAGUUCGCAGAGUUUUUUCUUCUAAAAGAAGUAACGUUAACUUUGUCACAGAGAUAUUUCGUCAGGCAUUUUUAUUACCAAUUUGUGAAGCAGCAGCUAUGAGAAAAGUGGUAAAAGUAUAUCAGGAAUGGAUCCAGCAAGAGGAAAAACCUUUGUUCAUGCAAGAGCCUGAAGAAAUUGUGAUCUCUUCUUCAGACCUUCCAUGCAUUGACAAUGUCACAGACCAUGAUAUUUCAAUGGAAGAAGGAGAAAAAAGAGAAGAGGAAAAUGGGACCAAUGUUGCUGAUCAUGUUCGAAAUUCCACUUGGCCUAAAAAUGGCACCUACCAAGAUGUUCUUCAUAAUGCUUCUGAAGAAGCCAUAGAACAAAACAUACGAGCUGGUGCCCAGGCAGUUUUGCAGGUGUUUAUUAUAAACUCUUCAAACAUAUUUCUUCUUGAGCCUGCAAAUGAGAUAAAAAGUCUUCUGGAUGAGCACACAGAUAUGUGUAAACGAAUUCUUAACAUUUAUCGGUUCAUGGUUGUACAAGUAUCAAUGGACAAAAAGACUUGGGAACAGAUGCUGCUUGUGUUGCUCAGAGUCACGGAGUCUGUACUGAAGAUGCCAUCACAAGCUUUUCUGCAGUUCCAGGGGAAAAAAAAUAUGACUUUGGCAGGUCGACUUGCAGGACCACUUUUCCAGACUCUUAUAGUUGCCUGGAUUAAAGCAAAUCUAAAUGUGUACAUCUCUCGAGAACUUUGGGAUGACUUACUCUCAGUAUUGUCAUCGUUGACCUAUUGGGAAGAGUUAGCCACUGAAUGGUCGCUGACUAUGGAGACACUAACUAAAGUUUUAGCUAGAAAUUUAUAUAGUUUGGAUCUCAGUGAUUUACCGUUGGAUAAGCUGAGUGAACAGAAACAAAAAAAGCACAAAGGGAAAGGAGUGGGACAUGAAUUUCAGAAAGUUUCAGUUGACAAGUCAUUUUCUAGAGGAUGGAGUCGCGAUCAGCCUGGCCAAGCCCCAAUGAGGCAGAGAAGUGCAACAACCACUGGUUCCCCAGGCACAGAAAAGGCCAGGAGUAUAGUACGGCAAAAAACUGUCGCCAUGAGAAGCCGAUCCAUUGGUGAAUGUGCUCUGCCAUCGGCCUAUAUACGCAGUGCUAAAAGUGCUCCUGUUCUGAUCCAUACUUCCAAACCCUUCUUGCCUGAUAUUGUUCUCACUCCCCUUUCUGAUGAGCUUUCAGAUAUUGAUGAUGCUCAAAUACUUCCUCGUCCAACUAGAGUCAGACAUUUUUCGCAAAGUGAAGACACUGGAAAUGAAGUUUUUGGUGCUUUGAGUGAGGAGCAGCCAUUGCCUCGAAGUAGCAGCACUUCUGACAUCUUGGAACCAUUCGCUGUUGAACGAGCGAAAGGUGCAGUUCCUGUCAUUGACAGUUCAUCCCGUCACGCACCGAGCUUGCAGAGUUCCACAGAGGCUUCUUCAAUCACUAGAUCCACUGAGAGCCACAUCACUGAUACUCAGAGUAGAGAGUCUUCUCUGGAAGUUGGUGAUAGCAUAUAUGACCAUCUCUGUCACUUAAUAGAUCCAGUAGAACUGGCAGAUUCAGCUUUUGAACAAAUCCAGUACAUUGACCUUGAAGGAGAUGAUGAUCUUGUUUCCUCCCUGAAAGAAUAUUUUAAGGAAACCCAAGAAAGUCACAGUAAAAACGAGUUAGAUAAAGAUGCAGCUUCGCAGGAGGUGAUCUCUGUUGCAGUAAAUAAGGAUGAAAGAUCAUCCUUAGAUAAAUUAGAGUACAUAGACCAGGAAAGUAAAUCAGAAAAUACCACCUCUUUUGUUGGAACUCCUGAAAACAUACAGUUUCAAAAAGAACCAAACUCCACUGUCUUCACAAAUAUUAGUGCACCCAACCAGUUAGACAGCUUUAUGAAAGCAAAAACUUCUGAAAAAUGUAAACAACUAAACAAUGAUAAACAGUCAUCGGAACCUAGUUUAGGUAGCCCUUGUGAUAAAGAAAAGAGAAAACAUCUGUACAGACAAACAGCCACAGAAUUAGAUGCCUGUAUAGAUAUAGCACUAGCUGAAAAGGUUAAGGGUGUGCAAAUUAAUGAAAAAAUCACUGUCCCACAUGUUUUGCAUGCCAAGAAAACGACACUAAAAGCACCUGUUAACCGUAGAAUGCCUCAUGUUACAAGCGCUAGCAAGCUUUCUCCAACUAAAAGGAGCUUGUCUGAAACAGUAACUCACAGAGCCAAAAUCAUGAAAAUUGCUACUAAAAAACGAAAUAGUGUUCAUGUUACUUUUAGACCUUCUACUGAGUCAGUCCAGUUUUAUAAUCCUCUGGAAAACAAAGAGGCUCCAUGGAAGAUGAGACUGCGAAAGCUCAGUGGCUUUAGUGGUGGUAGUAAUAGCAACAUCAGCAACCCCCACGCCAGCUCCACCAGUGCGGCAGAGCUGGUAAAGCCGGGUGUGUACAGGCCUCUAGACCCAGUUAGUGCAGCGGCAGCAAGCAGCGAGACAGUUCAGGAAACGACAGAGAUUCCCACCGCCGUAUUACAAAAGGGAGGAGGCGCAGCUCAUCAGUUAGGUAGUCGUAGUACUAUUAAGUCAUCAAGUCACGAGGCAGGACUACAGCAGGGCUCCCUGGGUGGCGUUUAUAAAACUGUUGUCCAUGCUCUUUCGAAGCCGAAGGCAAAUGUUUCCCCACAGAGGCAGAACAGAAUGCCACCAGAGGCUCCACUGAGGGAUCUGUACAGUCAUGUAAUGGGCUAUUUUGGAAGGAAAGCUGCAGUCAAUAAAGAGGACAUGAGCACAAAACUGCCUCCUCUUAAUAGUGAUAUUGGCAGCAGCAAUGCUAAUGUUCCUGAUCUGAUGGAUGAGUUUAUAGCAGAACGACUUCGAAGUGGUAAUGCCUCAACUAUGACACGAAGAGGAAGUAGUCCAGGUAGCCUCGAAAUUCCCAAAGACCUCCCUGAUAUUCUGAAUAAGCAAAACCAAAUGCGUCCUAUUGAUGACCCAGGUGUACCCUCAGAAUGGACUUCUCCUGCCAGUGCAGGGAGCAGUGAUCUUAUCAGCUCAGAUAGUCAUUCGGAUUCUUUCAGCGCUUUCCAAUAUGAUGGCCGAAAAUUUGACAAUUUUGGUUUUGGAGCUGAUACUGGGAAUGCAUCCUCUGCUGACAUGGAUUCAGGUUCUGGCCAUUAUCAGAGUGCAGAAGAGCAAGAGGUGGCUAGUCUAACCACUCUACACAUCGACUCGGAAACGAGCAGUCUUAAUCAACAAGCUUUCUGUACUGAAGUUGCAACGGUUACUGGUUCAGAAAGUGCCUCUCCAGUCCACUCAGCCCUGGGAUCCAGGUCACAGACACCUUCUCCUUCCACACUGAAUAUAGAUCACAUGGAACAGAAGGAUCUACAGCUCGAUGAGAAGCUCCACCACUCUGUUCUUCAGACACCAGAUGACCUAGAAAUCAGUGAAUUUCCGUCUGAAUGCUGUAGUGUGAUGGCAGGGGGCACUCUUACCGGAUGGCAUGCUGAUGUCGCUACUGUAAUGUGGCGAAGGAUGCUGGGUAUUUUGGGAGAUGUCAACGCUAUUAUGGAUCCUGAAAUACAUGCUCAAGUUUUUGAUUACCUCUGUGAACUUUGGCAGAAUCUAGCUAAGAUUAGAGAUAAUCUUGGCAUUUCAACUGAUAACCUGACCUCCCCUUCUCCACCGGUUUUGAUUCCUCCACUGAGAAUUCUUACACCUUGGCUUUUUAAGGCAACCAUGUUAACUGAUAAAUAUAAACAAGGUAAAUUACAUGCCUAUAAACUUAUUUGUAAUACAAUGAAAAGAAGACAAGAUGUUUCUCCAAAUAGAGAUUUUCUAACACACUUCUACAAUAUAAUGCAUUGUGGAUUACUUCAUAUUGAUCAGGACAUUGUCAAUACCAUCAUCAAGCACUGCUCUCCUCAGUUUUUCUCACUCGGCUUGCCUGGUGCCACAAUGCUUAUUAUGGAUUUUAUCGUAGCAGCUGGCAGAGUGGCUUCUUCAGCUUUUCUAAAUGCACCAAGAGUGGAAGCACAAGUUCUUCUGGGAUCUUUGGUUUGCUUUCCCAACUUGUAUUGUGAACUGCCUGCUCUCCAUCCCAACAUCCCUGAUAUUGCUGUGUCUCAAUUUACAGAUGUUAAGGAAAUUAUAAUCAAAACUGUGUUAAGCUCCGCAAGGGAUGAGCCCUCUGGUCCUGCACGAUGUGUAGCACUUUGCAGUUUAGGUAUUUGGAUUUGUGAAGAACUAGUCCAUGAGUCUCAUCAUCCUCAAAUUAAGGAAGCUCUGAAUGUAAUUUGUGUAUCCUUAAAGUUUACUAAUAAAACAGUAGCCCAUGUAGCUUGUAACAUGCUUCACAUGCUGGUUCAUUAUGUACCUAGACUUCAGAUUUACCAGCCUGAUUCUCCCUUGAAAAUUAUUCAAAUUCUAAUAGCCACUAUUACCCAUCUUUUGCCAAGUACGGAAGCAUCAUCUUAUGAAAUGGACAAGAGGUUGGUGGUAUCCUUACUUCUGUGCCUUCUGGACUGGAUCAUGGCCUUACCUCUUAAGACACUGCUCCAACCAGUCCAUGCUACAGGAGCAGAAAAUGAUAAAAUAGAAAAAUCUGUCCUUAAUUGUAUUUAUAAGGUAUUACAUGGGUGUGUUUAUGGAGCUCAGUGUUUUAGCAAUCCAAGGUAUUUUCCAAUAAGUCUUUCUGAUUUGGCAUCUGUAGAUUAUGAUCCUUUUAUGCAUUUGGAAAGCCUGAAAGAGCCUGAACCUUUGCACUCUCCUGAUUCGGAACGAUCUUCUAAACUCCAGCCAGUAACAGAAGUGAAAACUCAAAUGCAGCAAGGAUUAAUCUCCAUAGCUGCCCGCACUGUUAUUACACAUCUGGUGAAUCACUUGGGCCAUUAUCCAAUGAGUGGUGGUCCUGCUAUGUUAACAAGUCAGGUGUGUGAGAAUCACGACAAUCAUUACAGUGAAAGCACUGAACUUUCCCCUGAACUCUUCGAGAGUCCAAAUAUUCAGUUCUUUGUGUUAAACAAUACAACCUUAGUGUCCUGUAUCCAGAUCAGAGCUGAAGAGAGUAUACCUGGAGGAGGUUUAUCUGCUGGUCUUGCAUCAGCCAAUUCAAAUGUCAGAAUUAUAGUACGUGAUCUUUCUGGAAAAUAUUCAUGGGAUUCUGCCAUCCUGUAUGGACCACCUCUUGUAAGUGGUCUGUCAGAACCUACAUCUCUCGUACUUUCAUUGUCUCACCAAGAGAAGCCAGAAGAGCCUUCUGCAUCUCAUGAAUGCUUAGAAGAUAUAACAGUUAAAGAUGGGAUUUCCCUCCAGUUUAAAAGAAGUUUUAGAGAAACUGUACCAACUUGGGACACAAUAAGAGAUGAAGAAGAUGUUCUUGAUGAGCUUUUGCAGUAUUUAGGUGUAACCAGUCCUGAAUGCUUACAGAGAACUGGAGUCUCACUUAAUAUCCCUGCUCCACAGCCUGUGUGCAUUUCUGAAAAACAGGAGAAUGAUGUUAUUAAUGCUAUCCUUAAGCAGCAUACAGAGGAAAAAGAAUUUGUUGAGAAACACUUUAAUGACUUAAACAUGAAAGCUGCAGAACAAGAUGAACCAACACCUCAGAAACCUCAGUCAGCAUUUUAUUAUUGCAGAUUGCUUCUUAGUAUAUUGGGAAUGAAUUCCUGGGACAAAAGGAGGAGCUUUCAUCUCCUGAAGAAAAAUGAAAAACUACUUAGAGAACUUAGGAACUUGGACUCAAGACAGUGCCGAGAGACACACAAGAUUGCAGUAUUUUAUGUUGCUGAAGGACAAGAAGACAAACAUUCCAUUCUCACCAAUACAGGAGGAAGUCAAGCAUAUGAAGAUUUUGUAGCUGGUCUUGGUUGGGAGGUAAAUCUUACAAACCAUUGUGGUUUCAUGGGAGGACUACAAAAAAAUAAAAGCACUGGAUUGACUACACCAUAUUUUGCUACCUCUACAGUUGAAGUAAUAUUUCAUGUGUCAACAAGAAUGCCUUCGGAUUCUGAUGACUCUUUGACCAAAAAAUUGAGACAUUUAGGAAAUGAUGAAGUGCACAUUGUUUGGUCAGAGCAUACUAGAGACUACAGGAGAGGAAUUAUUCCUACAGAAUUUGGUGAUGUCCUUAUUGUAAUAUACCCGAUGAAAAACCACAUGUUCAGCAUCCAGAUAAUGAAAAAACCAGAGGUUCCCUUCUUUGGUCCACUCUUUGAUGGUGCUAUUGUGAAUGGAAAGGUCCUACCUAUUAUGGUUCGAGCAACAGCUAUAAAUGCAAGCCGUGCUCUGAAAUCGCUGAUUCCAUUGUAUCAAAACUUCUAUGAGGAGAGAGCACGGUAUCUGCAAACGAUUGUCCAGCACCAUUUAGAACCAACGACAUUUGAAGAUUUUGCAGCACAGGUUUUUUCUCCAGCUCCCUACCAUCAUUUACCAUCUGAUGCCGGCUCCUACCCAGAGAUCCUACCCAGUGAAACUCCCACAGCGGCACAGGUAGACGGGGCCGACCUGGCCUCUCCAAUGUCUCCUCGAACGAGCAAAAGCCGCAUGUCCAUGAAGCUGCGUCGCUCCUCUGGCUCCGCCAAUAAGUCCUAA
Messenger RNA from Rangifer tarandus platyrhynchus (Svalbard reindeer), 7773 nucleotides. The record is from the annotation of a GenBank genome assembly. Lineage: Eukaryota; Metazoa; Chordata; Mammalia; Artiodactyla; Cervidae.